Messenger RNA from Athene cunicularia (burrowing owl), 4853 nucleotides. It is a transcript of the gene IL21R, whose product is annotated as interleukin 21 receptor. The transcript has 10 exons. The record is from RefSeq and is a predicted model, not a curated record. Gene Ontology annotation, molecular function: protein binding; cytokine receptor activity. Gene Ontology annotation, cellular component: external side of plasma membrane. Gene Ontology annotation, biological process: cytokine-mediated signaling pathway; immunoglobulin mediated immune response. Bases 2637 to 4418 code for a protein of 593 amino acids. NCBI's taxonomy places the organism in Eukaryota, Metazoa, Chordata, Aves, Strigiformes, Strigidae.
GAAAGCAACGCUGAGAGGAACUUUACUGCUGUACUCUGGCUGAAGGUGCUUUGCUCUGUCCCAUGUGCUGUGCUGCUUCCAUCCUGUCUCAUCUGUGGCUUUCUGCAACAUGGAAAUUUCCACACAGUCACCUUCUACCCCUCCAGGAAGACAAAAGAGAAUUAAAACUGACUCCAUCUCUAGGUGAGGAGUGGGGAACUGUCUGCUGUGGAACAUUUAGCGACAUGUGGGGAGGAGCAACUGUUUUCUUCUUCUUUUGCUCUUAGCCAGAAUACUUCCUAUAAAACUCUGACCAUCUGUGCAGGAGACCUGAAGUUCUGUAUUGUGAAUGCAGAGGGGCAGUUGUAACAGCCAGAGCUGGCAGAGUCCCAGCCUAUCUUGGAUAGAGGGGUGAGUGCGCUAGGCCUGCGGCAGCCUGGGGAGCCUGGCAGGCGCCCGAAGGAGCUCCUGCUGCAGCUCAGUGAUGGAUCAGCCUAGCCAGGGUCCUCUCUGUGUUCUGCCCUGUAAGAGCAGGGUGUUUGCAGCAGCAUGGUGUUUGUCCUCUGCUUGAAGCUUACUGAGUUGGUGACUAACACACCACCGGGACUUUCCUACUUGCUGCUGUUUCCCCAGCUCUUAGACAUGGGGGAAUUUGCCAUAAACUGAAGAGUUUGAGGUUGGCUGCUUCUCCACAGCUCAGCCACUGCUGGUUUCACUUUCGGUGAGCCACCCACACAGAAACAAGGAUUAAAACAGGGUGAGAAAGCGCUGGGCUGCCUUCUGGGGGUAGAUUUUCCAUACCUGGCUCAGGGUUGUAACCAGUCCCUGGUUCUUGAGUUGCUGUGAGAACCAGGUCCGCACUGGCCAUGGCUGUUCCUGAAGUUAGCACUCUCGUCCCCUGGUGAGGAGGCAGCGGAGGCCUCGAGGAGCCAGCUCUGCCAGCUCCUGCUGUGGUGUUCGCUAACCAGUCUGCCAGGCCCUGGGUUUGAAGGUUACACAGGGCAGGCAGGAGGAGGAACACAUGUUCUCCUCCUCAACACCAGGGACGCAGUAGAAGCAUCACCUGCCUCAUUUCCUCCACAGGGGCAGGUAUUAAGACCCAUAGUUUAGUAUGUGCCAUCUGUUCACUCUGAGCUGGGCCCAGCCCCUGCAAAGACACUGUUGUACAGAAGCAUCGGGGAUUCUUCCCACUUCUAGUCAGGCCACCUCUGCUGUUCUUAUGACUCAAAAACCUUCAGCUGUGGUCCCUAGUGUGAAGGACCAACACAUUCAACUGCUGUCUGUGUUGUCUCUGUUUUGCUUGUUAUCUGUUGUUGUUUUAGCUUCUUGCAGCUCCUAGCACAUCACUUUCCACCUUUUGCACGGGCACGGUGUCAGGGUGUGGAGUGUGGAAGCAAGCUCUGCGGAGCUGGGCACAGAACAGCACCCAGGGGACCCCAGCAGCUUCCUCGUUCGAGCAGGAGCCUCACACCACAACCAAAGCCACGGUGGAUCAUGGAAUCCCCCCAGCCUCUACAUUUUGUAGGAACAACCUUCAGAGUCCUCCUCUUCUUGCUGAGCACUGUAAACAUUUACCAGUGCUGAUUUGGAUGCAGAUACACUGAUGUGACAAUUUCAUCGCGCUUGUCCCUGUACUUUUGUGGAGCCAAUAAUGCCAUGUUUUGGCCUUCUUAGCCUCAGACAAAACAAGUUUCUGCCUUCUGAUGCUUUAUAGUGAGCUCCUACCAGCAUCAGAGCAAAGCCACAGCUUCACAAAACUUGGACUGCCCCGAAAAAGUCUCACAAAGCCUUUUGUCUUCUCCAUGCAGAAAUGUAUUUUGAAUUUUUUGAAGUAUUAGUUUCUUUGGAGCAAUCUGUUUCCAUGAAAAUCCUGUUUAUCUCCAAUGUUGAUAAUAUGCCCCAGUGAAAAGCAUCUUGCAAUACAUAUAACUCUGCCUGUUUGACCAUCCUGUACCCCCUCCUGCCUUUUCUCCUAAAGACAUGGUGCAUCCCCCCAGUGACAUGAGAGGCUCCCAACCACGUUAGGGCUACAGGGUUUGGGAUGGAGCCCGUGCUGUGCUGCGUGCUCAUCUUGCUGCAUGCCACGUGGAGGCAGCAGGCGAUGCGAGCCAUUGGCGCUUUCUUCAAAAGUCAGAGGUUGAAAAUCACCUUGGUGUUUUCACCCUGUCAGAGGUGCCAGCAGCUAUGCAAGGCUGUUCCCAGCCCCAGGUGUGGAUGCCCUGCUGUAAACGCUCCUGGCCAGGCAGCACUGGUGGGAUGUGCUGAUUUUUGGCAGCUGUGGUAAAACAGAGAUCCAAGAGGCUCAGGUGAGGUUCUUGCCAUAAAUAGCUGUUUGCCAGCAGCAGAGUUCUGGUCUUGGUGCAUCCCUGUGAGCAGAGGCCUGGGGACAAGCUGAUGGAUGUUGGCUCUAAAUGGCUCCGUUUCUGCCAACCCGCAUGGGAGGAGCGGGGAGUUCUGCUAACGCUGCCGACUUGGGUGAGUGCUGUGGGGACAUGUGGUGACCGGCUGACCACGUGCAGAGCUGGAGCUCUUUGGAAGCACAGAAGCAUGCGUCUGGUGAUUUCCUAAGAGAAGAUACAAGCCUCUGUGUGAUCCCCUCCGUGUGAGCAAGACGUGCAUAGUGAUUGCUCUGGGAAGGACAUCCAAUCAGAACCAACAUGAGGAACAAAUCGUGGCUCCAGAGUAUUUCCUUCUUCCUUUUAUUCCAGUACAGUACAUGUUGUGAAAACCUCACUUGUUUUGUGGACUAUGUACAGACCCUGUCCUGUAUCCUGAGACAUGAUUUGGGUGCCAGGUCAUACAACCUCACUGCAACAUGGGUUCCUGAGGAAGAACCAGAAAAUACUGUGGCUGCCUGCAGACUCCUGCGAUUGUCCGGGAACAGCAGUCACACACAGUACGUGUGCACUGUGGACAUGACUGGACUCCUGGCAGAUACCAAAGUCCAGGUGGAUGUUACAGAGGUGGCUGAUGGGCAGCACGUGAUUUCCAAAGGCUUUUAUAUGGCAGAGAACAUCAAACCACAGCCUCCGUUCAAUCUGACCGCUGUGUUCUCGGAGGGUUACAAUAUUUCUUGGAAAACCAUCUACCAGGACUCUUCUUUCUACUUUUUGAAUGAGGAGCUGGAAUACCAGCUGCAUUAUAAGAGAAGGACCGACACCUGGGAGACUCGGAAGAUGAAAGCUGUUCACGAAGAUAAACGGACACUGCUGAUCCUGCCAUGGGAACUCCAGGCAAACACUGAGUACGAGUUUCAAGUGAGAGCCAGACCCCGAGAAGACACUGGCUACUGUGGGUUUUGGAGUGAGUGGAGUUCUUCGCUGACGUUGAAAACCAGCCCUGCCGCAGUGACACAGACAGCAGGCAUGGGAUGGCUGCUGCUGUUUGGUGUUGUCGUGGCAAUCACUGCCUCAAUUACAACCUUCCUGGCCAAACAGCGGAGCUUGUGGAAGAAGAUGGCUUGCAUCCCAGACCCUGCUCCCUUUUUCAAACCUCUUUACCUGGUUCACAAUGGAGAUUUCAAGAAGUGGGUUGGUGCAUCCCAUACAAAAAUGACCCUUGAUUUCUUUGAAUGGGGAAUAGUCCUUCCAGAAGUCCUAGAAGUUUACACCAUGCAUCCUUCCAACAGCACCUCACGGGAGGAGCUGUAUGAGCUGAGAAAAGAUCUGCCUUGCAAGCCCUGCGUGUCUUGCGUGACUGCCCCAGGCCAGGACAGCCAGUCCCUACUGUCUAGUGUGAACAGCAACAGUGGGGCUCAGGACCAGUCAUACGGGCACUUGUCCAUCGAUACCGUGACUGUGGCUGAUGAAUUUACACCUUGUAACUGCCAGUGCAACUGCAACCGUGUCUACAGGGGUCAUGGGCAUGCCAGCAAGGAAGACAGCAGUGCUGGAGAAACUGGUUACCCCAAGGUUAACAUCGAUGAUGAAGAUGGAAAGAUAUCCAGUGAUUUGGACCCGGCUGACCUGAGCACACAGGACAAAAUACUUGCUUCAGGGUCUGUGUCCACAGACCACCUGAGGAGUACGAGUGUCCCAGCCCGCCAGCAAGUAGAAAGGGCUUUGGAAGGAGGGAUGGGGAGCAUCCUAGAAGCCCUUUGCUUGCAGCCUAAUCAGUGGGAUUUGGAAAAUCCAGGCUCUCUGCCUUCUCCUGAUGGUGAAAGUGUUUCCUACAGUGAAGGCUCCUGUGACUUCUUCCCUCAGACUGCAAGACCUGGUGAUAGCUACCCUAUGAUCUGCGUAGAUUUGGACACUAUUGACAGUGGCUUUGUGGACUUGGACUGUGGGAGUCCCGUUGACUGUGAAUUUGAGCAAAACAGUCAGACCAACUGUGAGCCCAUCCCUCUUGAGCAGGAGGGGGAGGACUUUCCACGGAGCUACGUCAAGCAGUGGGUCUCCUGUCGCGCUGACAGCCCUGUCGCUGGGGGACAGACAAACUAGGAACUUGAUGUUGCCUUGCGCAGUGUAGGGCCUUUUCCAUACUGUGCCAGGAGUGUUAACAAAAUUCAGAAAAGAAAGUUUACUUUGUGCAAGCACUGAAAACUGUUAGGUCCAUAGAAAUAUAUGCCUAUUUCUAUUGCCACUUAUUCUGUUAAUGUCUCAAAUGUGAUGUGAUUGACUACUUUUUUUUUUUUUUUAAGAGUCCUAGGUCAAACCCCCUUAUAAGGCAGGAAAAGCAACUGUACCUUGAAAAUUACCCUUUAGCUUAUGUAGAUGUGCAAAUUUUUUUGACAGUAGCCUUAUAAAGAGUACAACACUUUUAAAUUAUUUUCCCUGGUACUCUCACAGGACUUGAGAGUUUGGAUGUACAUGGAAUCUUAGAAGCAUAACCCAUGGCAAGCGUGUUUGUUACAUUAAAGUUCCCCUAUUCCCAAA